UCUCUUCCAAUUUUUUUGAACUUAAAACCUUUACUUUUUUUCUCCUUUGUGGUAGAGAAGACAAGUAUAGAACCAGAUCUGGUACGCAAGAACGCUCUAUUUCAAUACACAGAUCGAAUAAGAUGUCGCAGAAAUCAUUGAUCUAUACUUUUGUAUCGCGUGGAACUGUGAUCCUCACAGAGUUCACCGAAUUCAGCGGUAAUUUCAACUCAAUCGCCUUCCAAUGUCUCCAGAAGCUUCCUGCAACGAACAACAAGUUCACUUACAACUGCGAUGGUCACACCUUCAAUUAUUUAGUCGAUAACGGAUUCACAUACUGUGUUGUUGCAGAUGAAUCAGUUGGAAGGCAGAUUCCUAUUGCUUACCUAGAACGGGUUAAGGAUGAUUUCACAUCUAAGUAUGGUGGUGGAAAAGCUGCAACAGCUACUGCUAAUAGCCUGAAGAAGGAAUAUGGGCCAAAGUUAAAGGAACAUAUGCAAUACUGUGUAGAUCAUCCAGAUGAAAUUAACAAGCUUUCCAAAGUGAAAGCUCAAGUUUCUGAAGUCAAAGGCGUUAUGAUGGAGAACAUUGAGAAGGUUCUGGAUCGUGGAGAGAAAAUUGAGGUAUUGGUGGAUAAAACUGAGAACCUUCAUAAUCAGGCACAGGACUUUAAAAACACUGGAACAAAAGUAAGGAGGAAGAUGUGGCUGCAAAAUAUGAAAAUCAAGCUUAUUGUUCUGGGAAUUCUCAUAGCUCUCAUCCUCAUAAUAAUCCUUUCUGUUUGUCACGGUUUCAACUGCGGAAAGUAAGCACAUAAUAUUUUUACAUUGCAAGGAAUCUCCUCCCCGCCGCUGUUAGUAGUAUGUCAGAGUUCUAUUCUUCUGUAUUUGCGUAUGCGAUGAUGAUCGUGUUGGGUGUGCUAUUGUUCUUGUUUUAUUUUGUAUCUAGUUGGACUUUUAGUAGAUAUAGCCAUAUGUGGGCGAUGAAGUUUUUUUGUUUUUUUUCUUCUUCUUUGUUUUCCAAAUAUAAUGAAUCUUAAGAAAAACAGCAUUCAUAUUAUUGCUGGAUUUAUGCUAUAUGGGUAAUGCCUGGUUUGGUUCGA
Messenger RNA from Impatiens glandulifera, 1081 nucleotides. RefSeq names its product vesicle-associated membrane protein 721-like. The record is from RefSeq and is a predicted model, not a curated record. Bases 123 to 788 code for a protein of 221 amino acids. The transcript has 5 exons. NCBI's taxonomy places the organism in Eukaryota, Viridiplantae, Streptophyta, Magnoliopsida, Ericales, Balsaminaceae. Gene Ontology annotation, cellular component: membrane. Gene Ontology annotation, biological process: vesicle-mediated transport.